This is a messenger RNA of Chironomus riparius, 759 nucleotides long. The record is from the annotation of a GenBank genome assembly. NCBI's taxonomy places the organism in Eukaryota, Metazoa, Arthropoda, Insecta, Diptera, Chironomidae.
AUGCAAUUUAUUGUGUUAAUAUCAAUUUUUUUCACAAUACUAAUCCUGAUUGAAUUAAAUUAUGGAUAUGAAGCUAAUUUACUUUUUAACUUAUCAAACAUUGAUGAAAUUAAGGAAUCAAUAACUGGCACUUAUGAAGGAACAAACUUCAAAGAUGAAAUUAUGCCAUUUUCAUUAAAACGACCUCAACAAAUUGAAAUUAAAGAUAUGUUUGACUUUAGAGGAAUAACUUUUAAAAAAGGAUAUCUUGUGGCUAUUCAAUUUGAUGCUAAAAGCUACAAUUUUACAAUGAAAAUGUUUGUAAAAUAUCAAAGUGUCUGUGACUCUUCAAAAACUGCUUUUACAUUUGACAUGGACGAAUUUCUUAAGGAAUAUUUUCAAUGCAAGCAUCAAGUAGCUGGCUAUAAAAGUAAAUUUUACUACCUGAAUGAAGCAAUGCAAAAGAAGGUCUAUAUUCGUAGCUCAGAGUAUAUAUUUUAUCAUAAAAAUAUUGAAGUCUAUUGGACCAUCUAUCGUAGUGACUUUCAUGUGCUGAAUAAUGAUAGAAACUUUAGACAAUUUUUAAAUGACUGCUACUUUAUAAAUGCAAAUCAAAAGUUUUACUUGCUUACAUUUGGAAGCUAUUUGUUUGUCCUGGUGAUCACAAUGAUGCUUUUGGUCUGUAAAAAAAUCAAAAUAAUAUUCAUCAAAAUUUCACAAAAAAAUCAAGUGACAUUAAAAAGCGAUAAUGAACAGGUUGAAGUCACUUCAAUGCAAUGA